Messenger RNA from Scaptodrosophila lebanonensis, 2623 nucleotides. RefSeq names its product annulin. Gene Ontology annotation, molecular function: protein-glutamine gamma-glutamyltransferase activity. NCBI's taxonomy places the organism in Eukaryota, Metazoa, Arthropoda, Insecta, Diptera, Drosophilidae. The record is from RefSeq and is a predicted model, not a curated record. Gene Ontology annotation, biological process: peptide cross-linking. The transcript is spliced from 3 exons. Bases 157 to 2448 code for a protein of 763 amino acids.
CCGCACUUUUUUUGAGAUAUUAUAUGUGUUUUAAAGAAAACGCGCAUCAUCCUUAUCUAUUGAAAAUAGGAAUAUAAAAAAAACUAAAACUGUGUUAAUUUACAUAUUUCUGUGCUAAACAAACGAUAAAGCUAAUAAGCCAAACCUUUAUUGGAUAUGAGCCAUUGGUAUCGCAGUUAUGCGCCCGCUUGGUUUCAACGCUGGUGGAAUCCUCGCAGGCCUCUCAGUCCCUACACCACUACACGUCCUAUCGCUGAAAAUGCCCAAUCCUCAGCCAUUUUGAGCGUGGAACGAGUCGACCUUUGCCUGGACGACAAUCAUAGCGAACAUCAUACCAGCCACUUCUAUGCCGCUGCAGCCAAAGAAGCUUUGAUCGUGCGACGCGGCGAACCAUUCCGGCUACGCAUUCAUUUUAAUCGCGACUACAGCCCCAGUAAGGAUGCCAUUAGCUUUAUUUUUACAGUGGCGGAUGACCCCAAGCCCAGUCCAGGUCAUGGUACGCUGGUUGGCAUUGUGCCGCACGAUGGAAUUGACAACCUUGGAGGCCCGUUAGAGUGGGGUGCGGGCAUUGAGGUUCACGAUGGAGGCUCGGUGUCUAUUCUGAUCAAGCCUUCAAUUACGUGCCCAGUAACUAGUUGGAAGCUGGACAUAGACACGAAGCUGCUCGGCGAUGGUUCCAAGUCGCAUAGCGUAGCACUGCCCAUUUAUGUGCUCUUCAAUCCCUGGUGCCCGGACGAUCAAGUUUAUCUUGAAGAUCGGGAUCAGCGCAAGGAAUAUGUCAUGCAUGAUACGACGCUUAUUUGGCGAGGCUCGUAUAAUCGACUGCGCCCGUCAGUUUGGAAGAUUGGCCAGUUCGAGCGCCAUGUGCUCGACUGUAGUCUUCAGUUGCUCGGUACGGUUGGACGAAUACCUCCAGCCUAUAGAGGGGACCCAGUGAGGGUUGCACGAGCGCUGUCGGCCCUCGUGAACUCUGUAGACGAUGAUGGCGUUCUAUUGGGUAACUGGACGGAAGAUUUCUCGGGUGGUACCGCGCCUACAAAGUGGACCGGGUCAGUGGAAAUACUGCAGCAGUUCUAUAAAACGCAGAGACCAGUGAAGUAUGCACAGUGCUGGAACUUUAGCGGCGUUUUGACAACCAUAGCACGGUCCCUAGGCAUACCAUCGCGUAUCAUUACCUGCUAUUCCUCAGCCCAUGAUACCCAGGCAUCGCUUACAGUGGAUAUUUUCAUAGAUCAGAACAAUAAGAAACUGGAUGCUGAGACGACAGACUCCAUAUGGAACUACCAUGUGUGGAACGAGGUGUGGAUGCAGCGACCAGACUUGGGCGUUGGUCAGUUCGGGCCCUACGAUGGUUGGCAAGCGGUGGACGCAACACCGCAUGAGUCCUCGGACAAUAUGUAUCGCGUGGGACCAGCCUCAGUGGUGGCAGUGAAGAAUGGCGAGAUUGUACGGCCUUUCGACUGUGGUUUCGUCUACUCCGAAGUGAAUGCGGACAAGGUCUAUUGGCGCUACAACGGUCCCUCGCAACCCAUUAAAUUGCUGCGGAAGGAUACACUAGCAAUCGGACAUCUGAUAAGCACAAAAGCCGUCCUGAAGUGGGAACGAGAGGACAUCACACAGAGCUACAAAUAUGAGGAACGCACCGAGGAGGAGCGAAACACCAUGGUGAAAGCCCUGAAGCAGGCACGCCACGCUUUUAGCCGUUACUACCUCAAUGAUAACUUCAACGAGGUGGAGUUCGAUAUGGAACUAAAGGACGAUAUUAAGGUGGGCGAGAACUUUACAGUCGUCCUCAAAGUCACCAACAAAAGCAAGGAACGCGCACAUCAGAUAACCGGCCAUGUUAAUUGUGAUGCCGUCCUCUACACAGGCGUCAGCGCCGAAGAGGUCAAGUCAAUUGGCUUUGAGUUGGAGCUGAAGCCAGAAAGCUCCGAUUAUGUGCGGAUGGAAGUCACAUUCGAUGAAUACUACCAUAAGUUAUCAUCGCAGGCUGCUUUCCAGAUUUCCAGUUCGGCUUUGGUCGCAAAUACUGACUACGAAUACUAUGCCCAGGAUGAUUUCCGGGUGCGCAAGCCGGACAUUAAAUUCCAGUUUCAGGGCAGCAUAGUCUCCCAACAGGAGGUUGAUGUUAUCGUGCGUCUGACCAAUCCGCUACCCAUACCACUGCACAAGGGACUCUUCUCGAUUGAGGGGCCAGGUAUAGAGAAGCCGCUUAAAUUUAAGAUUGCUGAGAUACCAGUUGGUGGCACUGCAGCUUCCACAUUUAAAUAUGUACCGCCCUAUGCGGGUCGCGGCACUCUGCUGGCGAAAUUCAACUCAAAGGAGCUAGACGAUGUGGACGGCUACAUGCACUACGAGAUUGAACCCAGACCGGGUGAUAUUCUCCAUAGCAGCGGCACCAGUCGGAUGAGUAACAUCAUUAGACGCCGCACGGAUGUGAUUCCCUGAAAUGCUAACGAAUUUUGUGAAAAUGCCUAAAUUAUUUAAUAAUUAGAACUUAUGUUAUAAUGAUGUGGGCGGCAGAACCUUACCACCUGAUGAUAAUAAUUCUUCUAUAAAGUAUAUUCUAAGAAAAGUGUGUAUUAAUAAAUUAAAUAUUGCCAGAAAAUGCACUUAAAUAUAA